AUGGCCACCCCCCAGGCGACAAAGCGCUUGACGCGCGAGUACAAGACCAUCUCCCAGAACCCGCCGCCCUACAUCGUCGCCCACCCCUCCGAGACCAACAUCCUCGAGUGGCACUAUGUUCUCACCGGCCCGCCCAGCACCCCGUACGAGGGCGGCCAGUUCUGGGGCACCCUCAUGUUCCCUCCCGACUACCCGUUCGCUCCGCCCGCCAUCCGCAUGCACACGCCGUCCGGCCGCUUCCAGCCUUCGACGCGCCUCUGCCUCAGCAUCUCCGACUUCCACCCCAAGAGCUUCAACCCGGCCUGGGAGGUCAGCACCAUCCUCAUCGGCCUGAUGAGCUUCAUGACGAGCGAGGAGAUGACCACCGGCAGCGUCCGCGCCUCGGAUGCCGAGCGCAAGCUGUUCGCCAGCAGGUCCCGCUGGUCAAACUCGACCGGCAACGGCUCGCACCCCGCCUCGGCUCGCUCCCGCGCCGCCGGCGCGGCCAACAUCAAGGCCGGCGACGGUGGGGCCAAGUUCCGCCAGGAGUGGCCUGAGCUCGACGCUGAGAACUGGCGCUGGAUGAAGGACAACAAGAUCGACCCCGCCACCGGCAUGCCCCAGCUGCCGCAGCUCGACGGCCACCCCGCAUGCGCUCCCGAGGCCGCCGCCCUGCGGAGGCGCCCCGUCGGCAGCGGCAGCCUGGGUGCUGUCGUCGAGGGAGGCCAGGUCGCCCGAGAGGCCGGCCAGGGCUGGCUGAGCCGCAACAAGUACAUGAUCGGCGCCGCUUUCCUGUUUGGCUAUGUCCUGGUCUGUCGCGUCCUCGGCGUUGAGACAUCUUGA
This is a messenger RNA of Diplodia corticola, 822 nucleotides long. RefSeq names its product ubiquitin-conjugating enzyme. The transcript has a single exon. Lineage: Eukaryota; Fungi; Ascomycota; Dothideomycetes; Botryosphaeriales; Botryosphaeriaceae. The record is from RefSeq and is a predicted model, not a curated record. Bases 1 to 822 code for a protein of 273 amino acids.